Messenger RNA from Aspergillus caelatus, 1122 nucleotides. Its product is annotated as Smr domain-containing protein. The transcript has 4 exons. Lineage: Eukaryota; Fungi; Ascomycota; Eurotiomycetes; Eurotiales; Aspergillaceae. The record is from RefSeq and is a predicted model, not a curated record. The coding region runs from base 174 to 917 and encodes 247 amino acids.
AUUUUAGGGCUACCGCCUUCGAUCCCCGAUCCGAUCUUUUUCCUCCUCUUGUCUCAAGAUCUCUCGUACAAUUACCCACUUAAGCAUUACAUCUGGAUUUUUGGUUUCAUAGAUCUGUUCAUAUUUCUAUCAUAUUAUAGACUAUUUAUAUAUCAAUUUGCCCCGCCGCCAAAAUGCAUGAAAUGUCCCAUAUGGGCCCUCGGGCCUUCAACCACGAGCAAAGCAGCGAUGCGGAAGCUGAAUACGAUCGCCUCCGCGGCCUAGCCCGCGAGGAGGCUCAGAAGCGCAACUCUUGCUUCCAACGGUCUCAAGAAGCAUACUCCGAAGGUGAUGGCGCAAUGGCCAAGGAACUGUCUGAGCAGGGUAAAGCCCACGGUCGCAAGAUGGCAGAAUACAACAAGCAGGCAUCCGAAUUCAUCUUUCGUGAGAACAACGCCGAAGGGCGCGUGGAGCCCGAUACGAUCGACUUACACGGUCAAUUCGUAGAAGAGGCGGAGGAGAUUCUUGAGGAGCGUAUCAAAUAUGCUAGAGAGCAUGGCCAGAACCAUCUGCAUGUCAUCGUCGGCAAAGGCAACCACUCUGCCAACCACGUCCAGAAGAUCAAACCCCGUGUUGAGCAAGUCUGCCGCGAACUCGGUCUGCAGUAUGCUACCGAAGAGAAUGCGGGUCGCAUCUAUGUCAAUCUCACCGGCGGACCGGCUGACAUGUCUGAAGUUCCGGCGCACUCUGGUUAUGGCCAGUCGCAUGGUCAGUAUCCCGGCCAGCAGCAUCACCAACAGCCACAACAACAAGACCAACAGCAGCAGCAGCAACAACAACAACAACAACAACAACAGGACCCCGUCGAGGAGAUGGUCAACGCGGUUCUCCCACGUGUGUUGCGCAAGCUGGAGAAGGCUUGCUGUGUGGUUAUGUAAAUAUUAUGGGAUCGGUCAACACUUAUGUUCAUGGUCACCAUGCUAUGAAGGAUCAGACAACCUUCGAUAUAAUGUUACAGAUAUAUAAUCAUUGCAGGGGACGAAAAUGCCCGGCUUACGACUGGGAUAUUUACAUGAGCGCUUGGAUUAAUAUACCCAGAGUGUUUAUAUUCUCGCUUUACCAACCAAGUUUAUCAAAUCUUAU